UUAGCGCAAUGAUUUUGGUAUCGCCUAAAACCGAAGCAUUGUGUAUCUCCCUGCUCAUCUCUGGUCCAACAUAUGAACUUUCGUCUCUUCUUUAAUUUUACUUUCUGCGUGUCGCUUCAUUACGCCAUCUAUAGAAAAAGGCAGCGCGUGAACGAUGCUGGAUAACUUCUUGACGGAAAUUAAAUGUAUUGAUUCUAUACUAAUUCUCCAAGAACACGAUGUUUCCAGCAUUCGCGCAUCUGUCCGCCUACGACCGGCACAAGAAACUUGUAAAUGAUUAUUUUGCACUGAGACAAGGCUCAGCAUUAUCUUUAAAACGAGACACGUCCCGAGACAAAACUGACUAUGACGUGAUUAAAGAGAAUCACAGAUUUCUAUGGGAUGAAGAAAACGAUGCACCGGAUUCUUGGGAAGCUCGGCUCGCUAAAAAGUAUUAUGACAAACUGUUCAAAGAAUACAGCAUAUGCGAUUUAAUGUACUAUAAACUGAAUAAGGUUGCUCUUAGAUGGAGAACAGAAAAAGAAGUAAUAGUGGGCAAAGGUCAGUUUGAAUGUGGAAAUAAAAAAUGCCAGGAGAAAGAGCACUUGCGAUCCUGGGAAGUAAAUUUUGGAUAUGUGGAACAUGGUGAAAAGAAGAAUGCUCUUGUAAAAUUACGACUCUGCCCUGAAUGCUCAGAGAAACUGAAUUACAAGACCCAAAAAAGAGAAAUCAAAAGAAGAAAAUCCUUGAAGCGCUUGGGCACAUGCUCUCAACCUGAACAACAGACACCUGGUUCAUCCAGUGAACCACAGGUCACAAUCAAAGUCGAGAAGGAAGAUGAAGAUGCAGAUAAAUCCAGUGUUCCAGAACAGAGCAUGGCUACUGAAUCUGAAGUUUGGAAAGAAGGCUCUACGAAGAAUCAAGAGAAAUCAAGGGAAGAAGAGUUUGAGGAAUACCUUGCAGAUUUGUUUCUGUGAAUUAUACGCAAGCUUGGUAUCUGUGAAGUGUAGUGGAACACUCCAUCAUGUUAUUAAGUCUUAUUAAUACAGCACCGACUAGCAUUCACUGCUCCACAGUACAAUACAUUACAAUAUAUUAAUUUAUUCAAAAUAAAACCAAAUUCUAUACAAUCGA
Cephus cinctus (wheat stem sawfly) is the source of this 1113-nucleotide messenger RNA. RefSeq names its product protein FRA10AC1 homolog. Gene Ontology annotation, biological process: dephosphorylation. The transcript is spliced from 4 exons. Lineage: Eukaryota; Metazoa; Arthropoda; Insecta; Hymenoptera; Cephidae. The record is from RefSeq and is a predicted model, not a curated record. Gene Ontology annotation, molecular function: phosphatase activity. The coding region runs from base 219 to 956 and encodes 245 amino acids.